This is a messenger RNA of Tauraco erythrolophus (red-crested turaco), 977 nucleotides long. NCBI's taxonomy places the organism in Eukaryota, Metazoa, Chordata, Aves, Musophagiformes, Musophagidae. The record is from RefSeq and is a predicted model, not a curated record.
UCGUCCUCCUCUCCUUCUUCGACCCGGCCCUCCGGAAAUUCAGGACCAACUUCGACUUCAUGGUCCUCAACCUCUCCUUCUGCGACCUCUUCAUCUGCGGGGUGGCCGCCCCCAUGUUCGCCUUCGUCCUCUUCUUCGACUCGGCCCGAGGCGUCCCGGGCGCCUUCUGCUUCACCUUCCACCUCACCAGCCCCGGCUUCAUCAUCAUGUCGAUCAAGACGGGGGCGGUCAUCACCCGGGCCCCCGCCGCUGGCCGGCUCCAGCUCGUGUCGGCGGUCAACCUGUCCGCAGCCAAAGACUCCAGGGCGGUGGUGACGUGCGUCGUCAUCGUGCUCUCCGUCCUGGUUUGCUGCCUGCCCUUGGGCAUCUCUUUGGUGCAGGACGUGCUGUCCAGUAGCGGGGGCUUUGUUCUCUACCAGUUCGAGCUGUGUGGGUUUACCCUCAUUUUUUUCAAAUCUGGACUGAAUCCUUUUAUAUAUUCCCGCAACAGCGCCGGACUUCGGAGACGGGUCCUCUGGUGCCUGCAGUACGUAGCCCUUGUCUUUUUCUGCUGCAAGCAGAAGACGAGGCUUCGGGCCAUGGGCAAAGGCAGCCUGGAAGUCAACAGGAACAAGUCAUCCCACCACGAGACCAAUUCAGCGUACAUGUUGUCUCCAAAACCUCAGAAAAAGUUUGUGGACCAAGCCUGCGGUCCCAGUCACUCCAAGGAAAGCGUGCUGAGUCCCAAGGCUUCUGUCGGGCCUCAGCACUAUGCCCAGAGCAGCUCCACCCCCAUGAACACCCGAAUCGAGCCCUAUUACAGCAUCUAUAACAGCAGCCCUUCCCUGGAGGCGAGCACCCCAAACAGCUUACAGCCCGUGAGCUCCGUGUUCGGCUUUGCCAAGCCCUACCUUGCCACGCAUCAUCACACCACCACCGACUUGGUGCGAGACCGCGACAGCGCUUCGACGAGGCCGAUACCAGUGCCCUCGGUGUAA